Messenger RNA from Fomitiporia mediterranea MF3/22, 4132 nucleotides. RefSeq names its product IkappaB kinase complex, IKAP component. Gene Ontology annotation, molecular function: protein binding; tRNA binding. NCBI's taxonomy places the organism in Eukaryota, Fungi, Basidiomycota, Agaricomycetes, Hymenochaetales, Hymenochaetaceae. Gene Ontology annotation, cellular component: cytosol; elongator holoenzyme complex. Gene Ontology annotation, biological process: tRNA wobble base 5-methoxycarbonylmethyl-2-thiouridinylation. The record is from RefSeq and is a predicted model, not a curated record. The transcript has 19 exons. The coding region runs from base 67 to 4002 and encodes 1311 amino acids.
CAGAAAGUCAAGAGCAGAUAAACGCGAACGAAUUUAAACGAGUUUCUUCCUAAGCUUAAUUGGAUCAUGAGGAGCCUUUCUAUUGCAUCUACGCAUUUCUGGGACGUACCUUCCUCAAAUGUUAGCUCUUCGGGCUUCGACGUUGAACAUAACUGCGCAUAUGUCCUAUCCGAGAAAGAGGAUGAAGCAGAGAUCCUUCGGAUUGAGCAUUCAACUUCUGUAGAGGAUAUCCCAGUUCCGAUUGCCAGUUUCCCUCUCAAUGGAAGAGUGGUAUCCGCUAGAUACUUGAACGAAGCACAAUCUCUAGCGAUCAUAACUAAAGGAGGGGACAUUGGAUUGUUAUCUGUUGAGGAAGAGUCAAACAACUUUGAAGUUAUUGGUUCUAUCGAAGCAGGAAUUAGUACAGCUGGCUGGUGUCCUGACGAAUCAAUCGUAGUUGUCGUGACUGGUGACGAAAAGGUGUUGGUUAUGACAACUAAUUUCGAUGUCCUCCUUGAGCAACCACUUCACUCAGACGACCCGGGAGAGGCUCAGCAGGUCAAUGUCGGUUGGGGCUCUAAACAGACGCAGUUUCACGGUUCGCUCGGAAAGGCCGCGGCACAAGCUACUCCUGUUUCGCUUGCAAAUAUAGGUAGUAGCCCGGAUGACGAUGGUCUCUCGCGUGUAUCAUGGCGCGGAGACGGUGCCUUCUUCGUCAUUUCUGCGCUCCGAACGCCACCUCAGGGAUCGAUCGAUCGAACGCGUCGUGUGCUUCGUGUAUAUGACCGUCAAGGAGUUUUGCAAAAUGUUGCGGAACCUGUUGCUGGGCUUGAACAUGUAUUGGACUGGCGACCUAGCGGGAACCUCAUUUCUGGAACGCAGCGUUUCGGAUUUGAGGGAGGCGGUGCUGGGAGAGAAGGUCGACAUGACAUUGUGUUCUUCGAGCGAAACGGACUGAGACACGGAGAGUUCUCGUUAAGGGAGCAAGGAAGCUAUAAAGUGCGUGAAUUGAUGUGGAAUGCCGAAUCAGACAUCCUUGCUGUGUGGCUCGAACGAGACGAAGGCGACAUUGUGCAGCUUUGGACCACUAGCAAUUAUCAUUGGUGCGCACUCUACAGUUUGGCCUUUGACGGACCUAACCUGCCUCAUAGGUAUCUAAAGCAGGAGAUCAUCGCUCCAAAAGCCGACAAUGGAUCCGGAACGUUUACUUCAGUCACUUGGCAUCCCGAAAACGGCACGCGUCUUCUCCUCACGACACGUCAACGAGUUCUGGAAUAUGUUUUCGCUUGGGAAACGUUCAUCUCACGAGCACAGGUGCCAAAUGACACUGGGUCGGUAGCUGUUGUCGACGGAACAUCUCUAUUAAUAACGCCCUUCCGAACUCAAAACGUCCCGCCUCCUAUGGCCUCCAUUACUCUAGCACUAGGCCAGCCGCGCACGCCUGUGCAUGUUUCCUUCUCCCCAACAGGCGACCAUCUUGCGGUCUUGAACCACGGCGGAUCCGUCUCACUAUGGGAUCUGCGUACACGUAUGGAAUUUGGUCGUGGAAAGGCUCUUGACCCAGUUCUUGUGUGCAUAUUCGAUCUAGGGUCGGAGGUUUGCCAGCCGAGGCAAAUAUGUCUUCAAGAGAAUCCUGCUGCACCGAAGACGUUCCGGAUCUCUGUCCUAGCAUGUGAAUCUAUUGCGGACGUAGCCUUUGUAGCUGUAGUUGCGGAUAAAGUUUUCCAGGGACAAAAGGAGAUUGAAAUGCCAGGUAAAGACGGGCGGUUGGUAUAUUCGACAGCUGGAAUCUAUUGGCAGUCGUCGGAAGGAAAAAUCUUCUCCGUUUCUACAUCAGGGGAAGGUGCUGCGCUCGUAACUGAGUUUCCGAAUUUCUGCUUCACCGCGGAAGCCGUGUCGCUACCCGAAAGCUCUUCUCUGUUCAUUGGCCGGACAGAUUCUGGAAAACUCUACUGCACGUCUCCGAACGCAAACUCCCCGUAUUUCCUUGCGCCAAACAGCUCGUCCAUGGCUAUAUCUGCUGGGUUUGUCAUAUACACCACGACAUCGCACGAGUCUUUCUUUGCACCGCUCGAGAAUCUGCAUGUUAUUACAAGUACUGCGGUGAUGAAUGGAUCGUCAGACGCCUCAACUCAACCACAGUCCCAAUGGGAACACCGUCGUGUCGAGCGUGGUUCGCGUAUCGUUACAGCUGUGCCGAGUAAUAUGAGCCUUGUGCUCCAGAUGCCACGAGGAAAUCUGGAAACGAUCAAUCCGCGACCAAUGGUUCUCGUUGUGGUGAAGCAGGACAUUGAAACAAAGAACUACCGGAAGGCUUUCCUGGCGUGUCGAAAGCACAGAAUCGAUCUGUCUAUCUUGGUUGAGCAUGAUCCAACAGCAUUCUUAGAAAACGUAUCAUCGUUCGUGGAACAGAUCGAUGAUGUUGAUUAUUUGAACCUCUUCCUCACUGGUCUCGGGCAGACAUCCCUUGAUUCAAUGAAAAUCACCGAAUAUUAUGAUGCACUGCGUGUGGAACUCGAGUCAAGAGAUCUGACCAAAUACGUCAACUCGAUUCUGACUGUAUAUGUGGUGAAGAAACCCGCAGACUACGAGGCCGCUCUAUCACUGCUUUUACGAAUACGGGAAAUUGAUUCGGAACUCGUCGAAGAAGCCGUAAAAUACGUCAUUUUCCUAGUCGACGCUGAUAGGCUGUUCGACACGGCAUUAGGAAUGUACGACUUCUCUCUGGUCCUCUUGAUCGCUCAGCACUCUCAGCGGGAUCCUCGGGAAUAUUUACCAUUCCUCCGCGAGCUACGUGCUCUUCCAAAAUUCUACCAACGGUAUAGAAUAGACGACCAGUUGAAGAGGAAUCCAAAAGCAUUAGAGAACCUAAAUCUGGCUGGUCCGGAUUAUUUUGACGAGGCUAUUUUGUAUAUCGAGAAACAUAGAUUGUACACCAGCGCAUUUCAACUAUGGAAGAACGACGUGGAGCGACAUAGGCGGAUACUUGACGUAUACGGUGACUAUCUCUUCGAGCGUCGCGAGUUUAGGCAAGCUGCCAUCGUGUUCAUUGAGGCUCGGAGUUCAUCAAAAGCAUUGGUUGCUUAUGAGCGCGCACUCCUUUGGAGGGAGGCCUUGGAGCUGGCCAUUCGUGUCGGUACUGACGAAACGUCACUCAAUGAGCUCGCUCAUCGAUUGGCUGAUGAGCUCCUAUCAAAAAAGAAAUUCGAGGAAGCAGCUCGCCUGCUCUUGGAUCACGCGAAGAAUCUGAGACUCUGUAUCAAUGCACUUGUACAGGGGAACAUGUUCUCUGAAGCGCGUCGUAUCGUUGCUUUACACGGCGAACAAACACUCCUAGAGGAAAUCGUUCAGCCUGCUCUCCUUGACAGUCGAACGCAAUUUUCGGAAGACAUAGAGGAGAUGCGAACUCAGUUACGGAAACAAACAGAGCGAUUACGUGAAUUGCGAGUCAAGAAAACGGAAGAGCCCGACGCAUUUUAUGGUCUCGACGAUGAUCCAACUCUGCACAGCGUGGACGUGAUGACAGAUGUUUCGAUGGCUCCGACAGCCUUCACGCGAUACACCGUCGCUCCAACGACGGCAUCCAAAGCAUCAAAGCGAACUUCUCGCUCAAAGCGUAAGAUGGAACGCAAAGUGGGUUCGGGCCGGAAAGGUACAAUUGACGAAGAAGAGUACCUCCUCAGAUCAAUCGGGAAGCUCGUUGUGCGCUUCGACGAAGUCCAGAACGAUGCUGCGCAGAUUCUCCCGCAUCUCCUACAAUUUUCGCCAGAACACCGAAAUGAGGCUCAUAGCCUCCAAUCCGAACUCUCUGUCUUUCGGGCGGAGCUUCAGGUAGUCUUAAAUGAAGCUUGGCCCGCUAAAAACGGUAAUGCCACGGACGGUACAGGAGAGACGAACAGUUCGAGCUGGGCGGAGCGAAUGGAGGAGAAAAAGAGAGAACGGACGCGAGCUGUUGAAAGCGUUGUGAAGCCCGAAAUGGGAGUAAACGAUAUGAGCUGGAAGGUUGAUAUAUUACAUGUAUAGGUGUGUCGGUUGUAGACACCUCUGAAUCCUGAUACUCUGGUACUUCAUUUCCCAUUUGCGGAAUGUGAUGAGGUAUGCGUUUCAUUUGGCUAACUUCCGUUAUUAGAAGUGCUCUCAGUUUGGACUACGC